AUGGAAUCGGCGGGACAGUGGCUAGAGAAGGCGUUGAAUGAUCUCUGUGCAAAAGUAGAGACGGGUUUGGAUUUGGAUAGAGAUCUCAUAUCAGGGCUCGUCUCCUACUGUGACCUUGCUUCUCCUAUUGACGCCAAAGAAUACCUCGACAAUAUAAUUGGCCAGGAAGCAGGCAAAAGUGUGAUUGAUGAAUAUUUGAAACGGAGAGGUCAUGUUGAUAUAGGCAACAGCUCUGCAGAUACUGCACCUCCCAAAUUGCAUGCCUAUGUCAAACCACCUACAAAUGACGGUUUAUUUGGUGGAACCAAAAAGCCAUUAAGGCCAGCAAAAGAAGUCACAGUUUCUUGCAAGCAAAUUCGUGUACCCGCAGAAAACACCGAAUCGAGGAACACUAAUAAGGGAAAUGAAGCUAGUUCUAGGAAGAAGAAAGGUGGAAAAGUUGUUUCACUCGCAGAGGCUGCAAAAGGGUCGAUUGUAUUCCAUCAGGGAAAACCGUGUUCAUGCCAGGCCCUUAGGCACAGACUUAUUAGUAAUUGUUUGUCUUGUGGGAAAAUAAUCUGUGAACAGGAAGGGGAGGGACCUUGCAGUUUCUGUGGCGCUCUUGUUCUGAGGGAAGGAAGCACAUAUGCUGGUCUAGAUGAAGGUGUAGUACCCUUGACAGAUGCUGAGGCUGCAGCUGAAGCUUAUACAAAGAGGCUUGUCGAAUAUGACCGGAACUCUGCAGCACGUACAACGGUCAUAGAUGACCAAAGUGAUUAUUAUGAGAUUGAUGGCAACAGCUGGUUGUCAAUGGAGGAAAAGGAACUGCUAAGGAAGAAAAAGGAAGAGAUUGAAGAGGCUGAGAGGGCCAAGCGGAAUAAAGUAAUCAUGACCUUCGACUUGGUUGGCCGGAAGGUGCUCAUGAAUGAAGAUGACGUUUCAGAACUACAACUGGAAAACAGAAUUCUGCGGCCACCUGACGAGAGAGAAGCAAACCGGAUCAAGCCAAACCCGACCCUGAAGGUGCAACCAAUCUUCAUCGAUCCCGGCCCUGGUAGGAGGCCGCCUGUUCGGGGGAGUAAUCGGAAUAAGGGCCUGCCGAAUGGCCUGUGCCUGGAAAUAAGUGGGAGGGUGCAGCAUGAUAACAAUGAAAUUAGCCUCACAUCUUGGGACGGGAACGCCAACGCCGGAAAUAGGAGCUUACAGAGGGAAGAUGACGCUGAUUGUUCUCUAGAUUACCAAUGAGAUACAUACACCUACAUUGUUGAUUUCUUUCUCUUCAUUUCUUGACAAUUAGCUUCAGUUGAUUAGCUGAAUGAAAUAUAUGUUUUUGGAGUGGGGAAGCUGAUGAGUAGUUCCCCAAGUGCCUGCUCCCCCAUCAACACGAUGUAACGAUUACAUGCGAGGCUUUGAUUUUGGGUCAAAUUGGGUGCACAGUGAGUCUGUUGGAUUAGUCUGAGAAAUAUAGACUGAUUAUAUUUUCUAAGGAUAA
Diospyros lotus (date-plum) is the source of this 1471-nucleotide messenger RNA. RefSeq lists its product as uncharacterized. The transcript has 4 exons. Gene Ontology annotation, cellular component: nucleus. The record is from RefSeq and is a predicted model, not a curated record. Gene Ontology annotation, biological process: regulation of DNA-templated transcription. Gene Ontology annotation, molecular function: zinc ion binding. Lineage: Eukaryota; Viridiplantae; Streptophyta; Magnoliopsida; Ericales; Ebenaceae. Bases 1 to 1224 code for a protein of 407 amino acids.